AUGAGCAGCAUUCAUGGUGAUAAUGUGACAUCCGAGCAGUAUGAGAAGAUGCUCCGUUCUCUACAGCGCAAAUCACACAUUGCCGAGAAUGAUGUCAAGGCGCACCAAGAGGUUAUUUCUAAACUAGAGGCCCAGCUGACCCGUUCAGAGAGUUCUAUGCGAGAUGCCAAGAAGCAGCUUGAUGUAUUGAACCGUGAGCGCCAGACAUACGCUUUAGAAAUCCAGAACCUGCGAACUCAGGUGACUCAGAUCCAGACUCACCAACUGUCGAGUGCAAACCACAUUGCAGAAGAAAGAAAGGCGUUGGAGAGUGAACUUGAAGCCGAAAAGCGAUUGAAAGAAAAGGCAGAAAAGGCUCGACAUAUUCUGGAGAACAGAAUGGAAGAGCUAAUGAACAAGAAGAACAAGUUCAUGUGCUUCUAAAUCCUCUGUUUCCCCACCUUAUUGUAAAUUCUUUGUCUAUUAUUUGCCUCAUUCUAUUUAGUUAUUUAUUUAUUUAUUUAUUCAUUUUUUCUGUUUUAAUUUCUCUUUCUCUACUUCUUCUAAAUCUACUUCUUCUGAAAGACCUGUCAACUACUACACACCCAUAUGCUUCCUUCUAUCUCCGUCUCCCUCUCUCCCUUUAUUCUAGUCAUUCCUUUAAACAAUCAUAUAAUAUAUACUGCCCUCUCUCCUCUCUCACAUUCUCUCUCUUACUUAUAUAUCAUUUAUUUUCUUCAUUUUUGAUUUCACCUACUAUUUGGUGUACAUUUUUUUUUUAAAAAUAAUAAAUAUAAAUAUUUUAUUUUAU
Molecule: messenger RNA, 790 nt
Organism: Phycomyces blakesleeanus NRRL 1555(-)
Lineage: Eukaryota; Fungi; Mucoromycota; Mucoromycetes; Mucorales; Phycomycetaceae
Exons: 1
Coding region: 1-423 (140 amino acids)
Source: RefSeq, a predicted model, not a curated record